AUGUCUGACAUGAAAGCAACCGUCGAGGAGACGCCUCAGGGAUUCCAGGUCGUCGGAUACGAGAAGAUCGAGUAUGGCUUCAYCUUCAUCGACAACAUCUUUGAUGUUGAGAAGCCGGAGCUUGCAGACUGCUACAAGAAAUGGGGGAGGGCGUUGGCAGUCAUGGACUCCAACAUCUUCGAGGUCUACGGAGAACGUGUGCAAAAGUACUUUGACCACUACAAGCUCGACCUCUCGGUUCACAAGACCAUGAUUGGCGAAAAGGCCAAGAGCCUUGAUACAUUCUCCAGCAUCGUUGACUCGAUGACUACCUUUGGAAUUAUCCGAAAGGAGCCCGUCCUCGUUAUUGGUGGUGGCCUUGUCACGGAUGUUGCUGGAUUCGCCUGCGCCGCAUACCGCAGGAACACCAACUUCAUUCGUAUCCCCACGACUGUCAUUGGCUUGAUCGAUGCAUCCGUCUCUAUCAAGGUUGCCGUCAACUACGGCAACUACAAGAACCGCCUGGGAGCAUACCAUGCACCAAUGCACACCUUCCUCGACUUCACCUUCCUCCGCACUCUGCCAGAAGCACAGAUCCGCAAUGGAUUCGCCGAGUUGAUCAAGAUCUCCUCGUGUGCUCAUCUGCCAACUUUUGACUUGCUGGACAAGUACUGCGAGCAGCUUAUUUCAACCGGUUUCGGUCGAUCAGACGCUGCCUCGAGCGAGGUACGCAAGGCUGCCGACACGWUCAACCGUGCUGGUAUCCACGAGAUGUUGAAGUUGGAGACACCAAACUUGCACGAGAUUGGUCUUGAUCGUGUCAUUGCCUACGGCCACACAUGGUCCCCACUUCACRAGCUGGUGCCAACAGUUCCCCUCAGACACGGUCAUGCUAUCUCAAUCGACAUGGCAUACUCUGCCACACUCGCGUACGAGCGUGGUAACCUGCCCGAGCAGGACUACAAGAGACUGCUCAACCUAUUCUCCCGAGCCGGUCUCUCCAUGGACCACGCCGACUUCAACGAAGACAUCCUCGACAAGGCUACACAGGCCAUCCUCAAGACCCGUGAUGGUAAGCUCAGAGCUGCCAUCCCUGCUCCUCUGGGUGACUGUGUAUUCCUCAACGAUGUCACCCGCGAGGAGAUGAACGCCGCUCUGCGGAAGCACAAGGAGGUUGUCAAGAACUACCCACGCAAUGGCUUGGGACUCGAGGCAUUCGUUGACGCCAGCGACACUGGUUACACACAGAACGAGAAGCCUGUUGAAUCCAACGGCGCAAUCAGCAACGGGCUGAAGAAGAUCAAUGUGCUCAACGACGAUGCGGCUGCGGUUGCCAACGGACACACCGCCAAUGGCCACACCAACGGUACCAAUGGUACCUCUGCCAGUGUCAAGGCUGCCACAAAGCACGCUUCUGGUCCAGAGGGUGUUGAUGGCCUUCAGAACGGACAUGACUGUUGCUGA
This is a messenger RNA of Ramularia collo-cygni, 1443 nucleotides long. Its product is annotated as related to PENTAFUNCTIONAL AROM POLYPEPTIDE. Gene Ontology annotation, biological process: antibiotic biosynthetic process. The record is from RefSeq and is a predicted model, not a curated record. The transcript has 6 exons. Gene Ontology annotation, molecular function: 3-dehydroquinate synthase activity. The coding region runs from base 1 to 1443 and encodes 480 amino acids. NCBI's taxonomy places the organism in Eukaryota, Fungi, Ascomycota, Dothideomycetes, Mycosphaerellales, Mycosphaerellaceae.